GUCCAGAGAAAGUCAAAUCUAUGGGGACAUGUGCCAAACUCUGGGCUCAUUUUUGAAGAGUACAGCACAGCUUUCUGUGCCAACAACGCUCUUGCAAACGUGGUAGAUGUUCCUAAAACCCUCUGGACUUUGUGCAAGAAGUGUGGCAAGCACCAACCCCACAAAGUGACACAGUACAAGAAAGGAAAGGAUUCUCUUUAUUCGCAGGGAAAGUGGCAUUAUGACAGGAAGCAGGGUGGCUGUGUUGGGCAGAUGAAGCCCAUUUUCUGGAAAAAGGCUAAAACUACAAAGAUUAUGCUGAGGCUUGAAUGUGUUAAGCCUAAUUGCAGAUCUCAGAGAAUGCUGGCCAUUAAGAGAGGCAAACAUUUUGAACUGGGAGGAGAUAAGAAAAGAAAGAGCAAGUGAUUCCGUUCUAAGCUUCGUGUUUUGUUAUAUUACGAAGACAAUAAAAUCUUGAGGUUGUGUUCACUUCAAAAAAAAAAAAGAGCAUAGCACAGAAAUUACAUUUUUGUAGUUGAUGGCACACUGAUUACUAGUGAAUUUGACUUGGGUGUAAGUGGUUGAAUACUGAACAGCAGUUUCUUUUACAAUUUUGUCUAGAGUGGUUUUUUUCUAGUUUUGUGAACAUCCUGUAAAUUUAAGGUCCACAAUGUGAUGAUUUGAUACACAUAUAUAUUGUGAAAUGAUUACUAUAAUAGUGUUAAUUAACACACAUAUUGCCUUAUAUGAGUAGAUUUUUGCUGGGGGGGGGGCAGAAUAUGAGACAUAUAAGGUCCAGUCCUUUAGCUAGCAGCUUUUAAACAUGUAAUGAAGUAUUGUUAACUGUUGCCACUAUGCUGUGCAUUGGAUCUCCAGAACUUACUCAUCUUAUACCUGAGAGUUGGUACCCUGUGACCAUCUUCACCCAUUUCUUCCACCCAACCCCUGGCAGCCACCAUCUACUCUGUUUCUGUGACUUCAGCUUUUUUAUA
Molecule: messenger RNA, 971 nt
Organism: Mustela erminea (ermine)
Lineage: Eukaryota; Metazoa; Chordata; Mammalia; Carnivora; Mustelidae
Product: 60S ribosomal protein L36a-like
Exons: 1
Biological process (GO): translation
Cellular component (GO): ribosome; cytosolic large ribosomal subunit
Molecular function (GO): structural constituent of ribosome
Source: RefSeq, a predicted model, not a curated record